GCUCGUCUCAUCCCAAUGUAAUAUCCGGUAUGGGCUGUUUCUCCCCGUUCCCCAUUUCAGCAACGACUUCCCUUGUUCCUACUUCCUGAGGGGUAGGGCCUAUAUUAUGGCGUUCUGUACCCUCCAGUAGCAUCUUGUUGACUCUUCCCAUGUUCCCCUCACGCGAGGAGCACUCCGGGUCCCCCCGCUCCCCGCCAUCAUCUCCCUCUUCAUCCACGUUGUCUCUUGAUGAAGAACAAACCAACACUCGCCUCAAGCCUGACUGGUCAAAAUAUCGGAGCAUCUUCGAGUGUAAUGGAUAUCACCUCGAGACCGCGCGAGAUGUCAAGGAUUAUUAUCUCCAUAAUGACAGGCGUGGCAUGAGCCCCGCAUAUCGUCGCGCAUGCGCAUUGCAAGAUGAUGACGCAUUGUGCGGAGAUCCUGGUUUGCCCGACAAUCUUUUCAGAGGCACCCGCUACAAAGAUGGGAAGAAGCUGGUAGUCAAAGCCGUCCAUCCACUCAGCAGAGAGCUGGAUAUUGCGCGAUACAUAUCCUCGCCAGCGUUGCGCGGAGAUCCCAUGAAUCAUUGCAUACCGAUACUUGAUUUUCUCGACGUUCCCUCGGACGGAAUUUGCUUUGUUGUUAUGGAAGAGUGGUCCUCAUGCCUGCUAUCCCAUCUGCCAAUCACACUGCACGAAUUCCUAUCAGCUAUCCACCAAUGCAUUGAGCACGUCGUCUUUUUGCAUAGGUAUUGCAUCGUACAUUUCGACAUCUCCAUAUACAACUUCGUUACCGACUACCGCGGUCAUUACGCUUGCAUAGACUAUGAGUUAAGCCGAAGGCUUGACAUCGAUGGCCCUCAAGUCUUCUCACUUCGGGGGACGGAAAUUCCCCCCGAACUUGAGCGUGGAGAAGCGAGCGAUCCCUACAUGGUAGAUAUAUGGGCUUUAGCCAUGCUGAUUCUCAGAUCGUGCGAAGCAACUGGGUUCGGCAUUCCAGAGCUUUUCCACAUCGCAAGAAGUAUGCUCAAUGAGUGUCCUGACAAACGACCUUGUGCCUUAGCGGUGCUUCGAGCGUUCAGGCGACUGCUCUGGAUCAAUGGAAGACCUUCUCAGUAGAAGGGCCUCUUGAACUUACUAUCAAUAAUUGCGUUAUUACUUGAUCCACCACACCAGUUCAUAAGGCAACUUACGAAGCCGACCGAUGUAGGAUUGAGACCCACUUAGCUAAUAUCACUAAGGUUAAUCGAGGCUGCCAGUCCUGGUUUAUAUUUCA
Pisolithus orientalis is the source of this 1254-nucleotide messenger RNA. Its product is annotated as kinase-like domain-containing protein. Lineage: Eukaryota; Fungi; Basidiomycota; Agaricomycetes; Boletales; Pisolithaceae. The coding region runs from base 150 to 1097 and encodes 315 amino acids. The record is from RefSeq and is a predicted model, not a curated record. The transcript has 5 exons.